This is a messenger RNA of Nematocida ausubeli, 2031 nucleotides long. RefSeq lists its product as uncharacterized. The transcript has a single exon. Bases 1 to 2031 code for a protein of 676 amino acids. The record is from RefSeq and is a predicted model, not a curated record. NCBI's taxonomy places the organism in Eukaryota, Fungi, Microsporidia.
AUGAAGAUUGGAGAGGUUAUAUCUAAAGCAGCGCUUAUAAUCUCCGCAGUAGGUAGAAUUUCCAUCGCAGAAGGAAACAGCCUCCAGCUGCAAAAUGAAAGCAGCAUAGCCCAGACAAACUAUACUCCCAUGGUAGGGGCCGCGUGGGAGAUGCCAGAACAGAUAUUUGUGCCUUUUGAAGAGCCACAGAGCCAUGCAGACCACGCAUCCCGGCAAAUCCGAGAGGCUGCAGGCAGAGAAGUAGCAGACACGCCUUAUUUUAUGUUUAGCAGUAGGAUCGCGAUGCGCAGGGAUCUUCCCGACAAGCUGUUUCUUCUGGUUGAUUCAGCAGAUCCUGUGACGGGAAGCAGUGCUGGGCAGACACACAGCAUAAAAUAUAAGCAAGUAGAAAGACCCGGGGAGCUGCCACUUGCGCGAGCCCUGAUGAGCUCUGCAGCACUAGGGUCCAAUGAACAGAAGGAAAUUGCAGACGGACUAGUGGCAAACACGUGCAGCCAAGUAGGAGACACCCGGGGGGCAAGAGCUGCAGAAGAGAGUGUAUUUGUAGACAAGCUCAGCCUGUGCUACGGAGAUGCAAAUGCGUUCACCCAUCUGAUGAUGGAGGAGUAUGAGAGCAUGCAGCAGCAUCUCCAAGAAAACUUACAGUUUGUGUCCCCGCGCCGCGUGGUGGCUUUCUACGACAUGCUCAAAGCUCUGCAGACAUACAGGCUGCUCGAGAUCCAAAACUUCAUGGCGUGGGUAGAGCAAGUCGAUGCAGCAGUGCUGGAAAUGACACAGAACAACUGCAGCCCUGGGUUAGGCAGAAACAGAGCGCCAGGUGAAGAGUGUUCUGAGCACAUACAUGCUACACGCCCCAGAAGGGACGCACUGGCAAAGGACUUGCAUCUGUUUAAGCAUCUGGUGAGCAAUGGCGCGCACCAAGUGCAGGCUCUGUUAGUCCACAUGAUGGAUAUGAUAGGAAUAUACAAAAGAAACAGCAGCCAGCUUCAAAAAGGCAUUUCUUUCAGUAUAGAAGGUGCAGAGUGGGAGAUUAACGAAACGUUCUCUCUCCUCACAUCCAAAAUAGAAGAGUUUCGGGCAGACAGGGCCCUUCACACACAGGUUCACGGCAUAAAGAAGGAAUUGCAGAGAGCAGUGCAGCGAUACUACGGCCUAGUGCAGGAGUUCGAACGCAAUCUUCAAAAAGAGGCAGAAAACAUUGAGAGUCUGCUGUCUGCAAAAGGCCCAACAGAUAAGAGAUAUAUGCCUGCAGCACAGGGCUUUUUAAAGAGCGGGAUGGCAGUGAUGGCCAGCGAGAUAGAGUUUGUUGAUAACGUGUCGAAUGGAAUUAUGCAGUAUAUUAAUACGAUUAACAAUAGAGCUAAUGCGAAGCAGAGAAUGCGCGUAAAAGACACCAAGUGUCCAUUUGACCAGUAUAUACACCAGGAAAGAGAACAGCCAGUGCAGCAGGAAAGAGGACAGCCAUUGCAAAACAAACCACACACUGCACAUACGCCUUCUUCCCACCGAGGAUCUGUGCACAGCGAGAACCAGCACCCCUCCAGCAGCAGAUCCCACGCGAAUACUGGUGGAAGCAGGCGAGAGCAGGCUCCGCAGACCACAGAAGCACCUUCUGCAAGGAUAGAUCCUACGCCACCGCCUCGAACAUGGGAGCAAGACAUGAUGCAAUCCUUUGACAGCAAAGUAAUUAGCGCAAUUAACAAUAUGCCCGAUGCAGCUAGGGCCAAUGCUGCAGCCUGGCUAAGAAAAAGCCUUGCAGCAGGAGACAUACAGCUGUCGCACGCAGCAGAGCUAGAUGCGCAAAGUACUCUGCACCCAGCCAACAACUUUCUGCUGCAGCCAUCUGCACAGAGAAAAGUUGCAGACCGCAUACAUAGCAGCAGACAGAAAGAAAAAGACGCCUCUGCAGAGAUAGAAUCUCUCAAAGACACACUGCGCGCUCUAAAGGACGAAACAACCAAGCUAUCAUCUACAUAUUACUUGGUCCCGCAACACCAUUACCAUAGAGAGAAAUGCAGCCUGCUCUUCUAG